Messenger RNA from Exophiala viscosa, 666 nucleotides. Its product is annotated as beta-1,4-N-acetylglucosaminyltransferase. The transcript has 3 exons. The record is from RefSeq and is a predicted model, not a curated record. Gene Ontology annotation, molecular function: hexosyltransferase activity. The coding region runs from base 1 to 666 and encodes 221 amino acids. Gene Ontology annotation, biological process: dolichol-linked oligosaccharide biosynthetic process. NCBI's taxonomy places the organism in Eukaryota, Fungi, Ascomycota, Eurotiomycetes, Chaetothyriales, Herpotrichiellaceae. Gene Ontology annotation, cellular component: UDP-N-acetylglucosamine transferase complex.
AUGGCGAACAUUCAAGCAAGUGGUGCAUCGAAAAAGAGAUGCUUCGUGACGAUUGGUGCAACAGCACCAUUUAACAGUCUCAUCAAGGCCGUAUUGGCGGACGAAUUCAUCCAAGCAUUGCAGCAAGCUGGGUACACAGAACUACGCGUGCAGUAUGGCGAUCAUGAAGGAGAAGCCGUCUUCCGGCAAAGGACCGACGAUCCAAACUCGUUGCUGGUGAAGACGGGAUUUCUUAUCACUGGAUUCGGCUUCGACAAAACAGGUCUGAGAGAAGAGAUUGCCGUUGUCAAGGGGAGAUCCGCUGCCGACGAAGGCAUGGUCAUUAGUCACGCAGGGUCCGGCUCAGUAUUGGAUGUCCUUAGGGUGGGCAUCCCGAUCGUGGUCGUCCCGAACACAGACCUCCUGCAUAACCAUCAAGUCGAGUUGGCGGAGGCACUUGCCGAACAAGACUACGUUGUUUACGGAAAGAUAGACAUGUGCGUAUAUGACCCGAAUCAACAUUUUGACUUGAUUUUCGCCUUUAGUGAUCUGGCAUCCUCCAUAUCCCAGGUCGAAACUCUCCGAAGAAGAAUGAAGAAAUGGCCACCACUUCGCUCCGGCGAUGAGAAAUACGAGAACGGCAUCGCGGAUGUCCUGGCCGAGGAAAUGGGCUGGCAAUUGGACUGA